CUUCCCUCCAAAACACCCAUCUGCAACAAUUCACCAUGGCUGGACGACUGAAGGUUUCCAAGUUCCGCAACGCGCUCGUCAAGCCGGCCAAGCGCGACGGGUGGUACGCGGACAUUGCGACCGGCGCGAUGAGCUCGGAUGCCGAUCACAUCAAGGCCAGCGCCAAGCACGUCGCAUUCACCUGGGACUCGCUCGGUACGGUUGCCGUGCUCCCGCUGAGCAAGGUGGGCAAGGUCGAUCGCAACACUUGCCUGGUGCGAGCACACUCGGACCACAUUACCGAUUUCGCGUUCGGACCGUUCAACGACAAUCUGCUCGCGACGGGCUCGGGGGAUGCCAGCGUCGCUCUCUGGAACAUUCCCGACGCAGGUCUCACCGAGUCGCUGUCCACACCCGUGGUUCGUCUCGCUGGUGCGGCUGGACGCAUCGAGUCGCUGACCUGGCACCCGACGGCCUCGGGCUUGCUCGCUUCUGCUGCGGGCAACACUGUCAAGCUCUGGGACGUCGAGAAGGCUGCAGUCACCAUCGAUCUUGCUUCUCAGCACCCAGAGACGGUGCAGUCGCUCUCGUGGAAGGCCGACGGCACAGUGUUUGCGACCUCGAGCAAGGAUCGCAUCCUGCGCGUGGUCGAUCCGCGUUCCGCCAGUGCUGUUGCCGGCGUGGAGGCGCACGCUGGCACCAAAACCAUCCGCGUUGCUUGGGCCGGCCACCUCGACCGCAUCCUGACCACAGGCUUCAGCAAGUCUCGCGAGCGCCAGUACUGCGUUUGGGACGCCCGCAACCUGGCCAAGCCGCUUCAUCUCCAGGUUUUGGACUCUUCCACCGGUGUGCUCAUUCCCAUGUACGACGAGGACACCAACGUGGUUGUUCUUGCUGGCAAGGGUGACAGCACCCUUCGCUACCUCGAGGUUUCGGAGAACGCCCCGUAUGUCACAGAUCCCCAGGCGAACGUCAACGACCCGCCUCAAAUCGGAGCCACGCUGGUGCCUCGCCGUGCCCUCGACGUCAUGGAGUGCGAAGUCUGGCGUGUUCUCAAGCUGACCAAGGAUGCCGUCGUGCCCGUGACCUUUGAAGUGACCCGCAAGAGCAAGCGUGAAUUCCAAGCCGAUCUCUUCCCUGAUACGAAGGGCACCGUGGCUGGCAUGACGGCCGAGCAGUGGGUGGCUGGUGAGAACAUUGCCCCGCCCACAGUCAGCCUGGAUCCUUCCAAGAACUCGAGCAUCAAGCAGCCAACUCCCUUGUAUGCUUCUUCGUCCUCGGCGUCCUCUACUCCCGCGUCAUCUUCGCCUGCGUCGUCAUCGCCCGCGCCGGUCUCGCUGAUCAAGCCUUCGGCGUCGGCAUCGGCAUCGUCGUCGUCGUCAUCGCCCGUGGUUUCGUCUGCCCCGUCUCCGACACCCGCAGCACCUUACGUCCCCAGCGAGAAGGCCACCAAGGCUCAGGCGAUUGUCCGAUCCUCCAAGUACCGUCACGUGCAGGGCACUCUGCUGCACAAGAAGAACAACAUUGAGAGCAUCUCGCAGCUGAGCCCGGUGACUCCCAUCGAAUCCAACAUGUUUGAUGCCAACAAGUCGUUCAUGUGCAUGCCCUUCAGCGGCCCCGGUGGCCAGCUUGCCGUGUUCCCGACGAUGGUUGCUCGUCGUGUUGGACCUUCCGUUCCGACCCUGCAGAAUCACGCUGCUCCUCUUGAUUUUGCCUUUGAUCCCUUCAACGAUGCUCGUCUUGCCGUUGGCUGCGAGGAUUCCAACAUCCGCAUCUGGACCAUUCCCGCUGGUGGUCUGACUGAAAAUCUGACCGAGCCCACUCUGAUCCUCAAGGGCCAUGAGAACAAGGUCACUCUGGUCAAGUUCCACCCCACUAUUCGCGAUCUCCUCGUGACCGUCGGCGCUGAUUUCACCAUCCGUUACUGGGAUUUGAGUGUUGGCGGUGCACCCCUGAAGACCAUUUCUGAUCACGCCGAGCAGAUCCUCACGCUCGAGUUCAACAACGAUGGUCAGACCUUUGCCACCCUCUGCAAGGACCAGUUGCUUCGUUUGUUCGACACCCGCUCUGGCAGUCUCAUUCGUCAAGCGACUGCUCACCAUGGCACCCGCAGUGGCCGCGUGGCGUUCCUGGGCACCUCUGGCUUCCUCAUCACCACUGGUUUCGCAAAAACCAGUGCACGCCAAAUCAAGCUCUUCCGCGAAAGCGAUCUGUCUGAAAUCACCGAGGUUGAUCUUGAUGUUGCACCGGCCGUCUUGGUUCCCAUCUACGACGAGGAUACCACGCUGCUUUACGUUUGGGGCCGUGGUGACUCGAGCAUCUCUACGUUCGAGUUUGUGCACGACGAGGCGCCUUUCCUGCAUUCGGCCACGCCUUUCAAGUCGGCCGAGCUGCAACAUGGCCUGGCCUUCCUGCCCAAGGCGACCUGCAACGUUGCCGAGGUCGAGGUGGCGCGCGCUGUCAAGCUGUCCAAGAACACUGUCGAGUACAUUUCGUUCAAGAUUCCCCGCACUCGUCCCGAGUUCUUCCAGGAUGACUUGUUCCCGGAAUCGCGCGUUCGCGACACACCCAGCAUCACCCUUGAAGAGUGGCUUGCUGGCAAGAACCCUUCCGUCAAAUACGUUUCGCUCAAGCCCGCCAACAUGACACCAUUGUCGCAAGCGCCCAAGGAGCAACCGAAGGAGAGCAAGUUUGUCAAGUACAAUCCUGCCCUGCAAGAUUCUCCCGACCAGCGCAAGGAGAAGCUGCUCCAUUCCAUGGUCGAUUCCCUCGGCGACAAGCAGACUGGCGCCAUGUACCAAGACACUGUCCAAGGUGUUGAGGAGAGCGAGUGGGACAACUACUAAGUCCACUCUUGGGUGCCUUGUCGUGUGCACUUGUUGAUAUGUGUGUAUUGAUUGCGGAGCGGUGCUCGUAAGAAACCCCCUUUCGCCUGCCGCAAUUUUGAUGCUUUGAAUUGAAUAUCAAGAUCUGGAAAUCACCUUUAUUUUCAGACUUUUUCUUAAACCAAAUUU
Messenger RNA from Capsaspora owczarzaki ATCC 30864, 2993 nucleotides. Its product is annotated as coronin 7. The record is from RefSeq and is a predicted model, not a curated record. Gene Ontology annotation, molecular function: protein binding. NCBI's taxonomy places the organism in Eukaryota, Filasterea, Ministeriida, Capsasporidae. Bases 36 to 2825 code for a protein of 929 amino acids. The transcript is spliced from 13 exons.